GAAAGGCCAAUCCGAUUCUCUCGCAGCAUCUCCUCUCUUUCGCCGCCCCUCACAGUUCGCCCGACAUGGUCUCUCUCGCUCCUUACGUCUUGAAGCGGCCUUGGCUGACCAAGAUGCUGACGCCCGCUGCCAAUUGGUAUGCGAGCGCUUCCGGCUACCGCCAGCUCGGUCUGAGAUACGACGAUCUCCUCGAGGAGGAAAACGAAGCUGUCCAGAUCGCCCUGAAGCGUCUGUCCGCCAAGGAGGCCUACGAGCGUGUCUACCGCAUCCGCCGCUCCGUCCAGUGCAGCUACACCCACAAGCUGCUCCCCAAGGACCAGUGGACCAAGCCCGAGGAGGAUGUCCCUUACCUGCGAUCCAUCCUCGCCCAGGUCGAGGCCGAACUCGCCGAGAAGGACGCCCUGGACUCCAUGACCGUCAUCAAGAAGCACUAAAAAAAAAAGGAAGAAAGAGAGAAAGGAAAUGAAGAAAACGAUAAAUGUACUCAUUGGUUUGGAGAAGCAGGAUUAAAGCGGCGGCGGCGAAGUGAUCGUUACUCAGAGAUUCUACACAGGUCUCUUGUAUUAAAAUCAAAACAUUAUAGACGUGGUCUAAACCCUCCAACUCCCUCGCUCAUCAACCAAUCUCCCUUUAAUUCCACAUUGUAAUUAUCUGUGUUUUUUUCUCUUGUUCAAAUACCAUUACUCAAACUGGCUAUGUUAUUAUAAUAGUACAGGAGUAGUAAAGAAAAAUGCACUUUUGGAAGCAACAAGGAAAAGAGGCUCUCCAUUGACAAAAAUGCUUUUCUC
Molecule: messenger RNA, 788 nt
Organism: Trichoderma atroviride IMI 206040
Lineage: Eukaryota; Fungi; Ascomycota; Sordariomycetes; Hypocreales; Hypocreaceae
Biological process (GO): mitochondrial electron transport, ubiquinol to cytochrome c
Source: RefSeq, a predicted model, not a curated record